CGCAGGCGGUGAUUGGGCAGUGCAAAUGUCUCAACUCCCCUAGUCCACCGAGCACCGGUUGAGCACAUUCUGUCGCUUUUCCCGUUAAAUGGAGGAACGUCCCUGCGAAGGGGCAAUCGGAAUAUAUGUCAGUCAUGGAGCAGAGAACGGCCCUGAUCGAUCGAACAUAUCGUUAAACAAUGAUCAGAACCACUCUCAGUUCCAGAACGAGAAAACGCAGACGAAGAAAACAGAAAAUGGCAAAAUAAAUGGAACUCUGAAGGAGGGAGAGGUGACUCCCACUUCCUUUAACUUAGACAGCUCCUCGCACCCUGCAAACAGCAAUGGCGACAGACACCUGGUAGAAAUCAAAUUGAAACAGAAGCCCACUCGACGGGCCUUCGUCACUGACUCAACAGGAGACAGAAAAGGUAGAAAGACUAGCAGAAACAGUAUGGACUUAAAAAAUGACAAGUCCUCAGAGCUGAACACACUUGAGGGCAAAAAAGAGGCUUUAGCUGCUCUGAAUGGUGUGGUGUCACUCAAUUCUGUACCACUUACCAACGGUUACACCUGCAAACCUGGAGCUGACAAUGAUGGCAGUGGCUCAGAGAGUGGAUACACUACUCCAAAAAAGCGCCGGGCCCAAAGAAAUGGCAAAGCUGGGGACAAUGUGACUGCUUCUACCCAGGGAAAAGCCAUGCAGCAGGGCGUCAAACAAGAUCAUGGGCCUGCGCCACCAGACUCAGCCGAUAGAGCCACAGGCUCUCAGGUGGAGAGUGGCAGAGCUGGUUCAAAAGGAGAAGGCAAUCCUGGUUGCUAUUUAAAAGUCAAGGAACCAUCUGCACCUGCCACCCCACCUCCUCUGCCAGCGGCUGGGCUUCAGCGUAAGAACUCUGACAGCAAAGCAGCUGGCAAAAAGUUUGAGGAACGUUCCAGCAAGGUUAAGGUGACUGCAUCCACCAAAGAGGACUCAUGGACCUUGUUCAAGCCUCCUCCUGUCUUUCCUGUGGACAAUAGUAGCGCUAAGAUUGUGCCUAAGAUCAGUUAUGCAAGCAAAGUGAAGGAGAACCUCAAUAAGACUGCCCAAGCUGGCGGGGAGGCUCUCAAUCCAGCUCCCCAGUUGUCUGGGAGACCGCCACAGGUCCCGAUGUCUGCAGUGAAAACCAUCACCUCGGCUAGUUUUACCAAUGGUCCCCUGAUGGGGGAUGGGAAUGGCUGUCCCCUGCCUGGACUCCAUUUCAGCUCAACAGCAAGCACUGGUCCUCUUCUGGUGUCCCCAGCUGUUGCUACUGAGAAUGUAGCAUCUCCCGCUGGCAGUGGCACUACAGCCACUGGAAGUUCCACCACCUCUUUGGCUGAGCCUAGGAAAUCCAGCCUGUUUGUUUACCCCGUUAACCCCUCCAAUAUGCAACUUUCGCUCCCAAGUGGCCGCCAAGCCGAUCCUCCUGCUGCUUCGACAAAUCAGAAGUCUCUGGGGGACAUUUUUCAGAAUCAGUGGGGCUUGUCCUUUAUCAAUGAGCCGAAUGCUGGACCAGAGGGAGUGGCUUGUCGCUCAAAUGGAAAGGACAUGCCGGUGGAAAUUAUCUUUCAGGGAGGCUGUCCUGCCACAGUGGCCACUCAAACUUCCUGUACUUCUCAGAGACUGGAACAGCCACCCUUCCCCAAGGCUCACAAGCCAGACAAACGGACUAAUGUUCAGAAUCUGAGUAAAGGUGUGAAUAGCGGUGCCCCUGUGGCAAGCGGAUCCGUACCCGAGACUUCUGUCCUCAGCCUGGAUGCCCAGAGAGAUGAGGCGGAGGUUCAUGGUGCAAUAGUGUUUUGUUCUUCCUAUAAGGACAUUUGUGCCGAGCUGCCUCCCACCUCCCCAGCUGCACCUAAGGUGGCUUUGGCCAAGGACCAGGGCCAUACUAAGGGCUUUGACAGGAGGUCUAGUUGGGGGUCGUUUGAUCUAAAAGCUGCUGUAAUUUAUCACACUAAAGAAAUGGAUUAUAUUUUGAAUUUGCAAAAACAAGAUCCAAAUCGAGUAGUCCUCUACAGCGAGUCAUGGGACGGACCUGCUCAGUGAGGCUGCGCCUGGAAACUAUAUCUCAGCUGAACUCUGCUGCAAAAGAUGUGCUUGAGGAACAUGGCUGCUGCCUUUGAACAUCCUGAUUCAGAACUAAUCCAAUCUUAAGAUGGUUUAGAAAGGGCCUUGUUACGAGUCAGCAGUCAAGGCUAUGUGCAAAGGACAAGAGUGCGCUUACAAAAACGGGUUAGCUGGUUUUAGAAUAUUAGAAUGGAAGUACCGGAGAUGUUGAACUCGACUCUAAUGCGGACUAGUGGAUAUAUUGCUGAAGACAAUUCAAAUGACUUUGGAGACAUAUAACUCAUGUCAAACACUCAUGAUAACCCUGUCAUGACAUUUGUUUGGGCAGGAACUUCUCCUUUAAGUACUCGUGGACCUAAAGAGAGCUGUCUUCAUCUCCAACCUCCUGGGGAAGAGGAUGUAUCAAACUCAAAGUGGUCUUGUGUGCAUACACAUUGAAUUCAUUUUGGCACAGAACAGAAGGCAUAAACCUCGAGUGUUGCUCUCCAGUGAAAUAACAUACUGUGGCCAGAGAAAUAACAUACUGUGGCCAGAGGAACUACAUUGCUUUUUUGUCAUUCAGGGGAUUAAAGCUCCAUAUAUGUCUGUGUUGGGGUGGGGGGUUUGGGUAAAUUCAAGGCUAUGGGAUUAAUAAUUGUCUAAUUUAAUUUCUGGACAAGAUUGGGUCAGUCUUGUUAGUGACGCAUCUUCUGUUUUGUUUUUUCUUCUUUUCCUUUUUAUUGAAAUACUUCAAAACUCCCAGGGCAGGUUAAGAGGUACACUUCGAUUAGGAAACUGUACGCCCUGUAGUAUGCAUGUGCAGUAUGCUGCUCUGUGCAUCUUCUUUUGGAAGAAUUCAAAGUGCUAUCGUUCAAUAGUCUUAUCGUCGUCUCUUCACGCCUCUGUCACCUUACAGCCGUUCCAGUCUCAUUGUGUGAGAGUGUGUAAACUGAGGACAGAGAGUGCGAUAAAAUCUUUUAUCUUGAGUGUUUUAUGUUUUUAAUUUUAAAUAGUAAUAAGAACCCAGAGAACUAAUCGCUAAGGUGUGCCACACGUUACAGUUGCUUUAGCUACAACGCGAAUAGGUACAUCACAGAUAUUUUAGUUCCUAGAGGGAUUCUGCUCUACCUUCGGUUUAGUUUGAUGAAGCUGCUCUUCUAGUUAGGGUUUUAUUUUUGCCCAGAAAGGCAGUAGUAACUACUGUGUUGUGGAGGGGAUUCCUUUUGGACUAACCACAAUUUAGGAGAACCCAGAGAGCAGUUGCUGGUGAAAGAUCCAGCCUUUAUGUUUUACUCCAGAGACUAGAAGUCCCAUCAUCUAUGCUUAGCUAUGUACUGAGCACCACAGUCAUCCAGUCACACUUAAUGGAGUUUGGUUUAUGGAUUGAUUAAUUUUCUUGUAUGUUUUUUCUCUCUUUUGAUCUUUUUUUUUAUUUUAUUUUUUUAACCUGGUUUCCAGCAUAUUGGUUAAAUGCUUGCUAAAUCACAUAUGAGCCUCAUCAAUAGAACCGCUGUUGACAGGAAUUCUGCCAUCUUGUAAAUGUUCUCAAUCUAAUGUCAGAAAAUGCAUUCUAACCUUAAAGGGAUAGUUCACCCAAAAAUUCUCUCAUGAUUUACUCACCCUCCUUGCAUCCCAGAUGUGUAUGACUUUCUUCUGCAGAACACAAAUUAAGAUUUUUAAAAGAAUAUUUCAGCUCUGUAGGUCCUCACAAUGGAUGUGAAGGGGUGCCAACAUUUUAAAGCUCCAAAAUCCACAUAAAGGGAGCAUAAAAGUAAUCCAUAUGACUCCAGUGGUUAAAUCCACGUGUUCAGACACAAUAUGAUAGGUGUGGGUGAGUCAUUUUUAUCAUAAAUUCUCCUCUCUGGCCAGUAAGGCGCGAUAUGGAGAAUUCAAAUUAAGAAUUUGAAUCGCCAAAAACAGAAGAAUGGGAAAGUGAAACUGAAGUGGAGAUUGACUGAGCAGGGAGGAAAAUGUACAGUUUAAAAAAAAAAAGACUUAAAUAUUGAUAUGUUUCUCACCCUCACCUAUCAUAUAUUUUCAGAAGACAUUGAUUUAACCACUGGAGUCAUCUGGAGCACUUUUAUAUUGCCCUUAUGUGGAUUUUGGAGCUUCAAAGUUUUGGCACCCAUUCAGUUGCAUUGUAUGGAACUACAGAGCUGAAAUAUUCUUCUAAAAAUCUUAAUUUGUGUUCAGCAGAUGAAAGAAAGUCAUACACAUCUGGGAUGGCAUGAGGGUGGGUAAAUGAUGAGAGAAUUUUCAUUUUUGGUUGAACUAUUCCUUUAAGUCUAUCCUGUUUUGUCAUUUCACAAAUAAUUGAUUUCUACAUAAAAAUCAGUAGCACUUUAUUUUUAUGUUCUUGAAUUGUAUUUCCUUAAACAUUGGCAUAUCAGUACAUAUUUAACAAUUAAUCAUAGGCUACUAACUUUAACCUCUACCUAAGGACUGCCAGUCCAAAAGAAAAUUAAAAAAAAAAGUGGACAAAAAAAAAGUAAAAAGAAAGAAAAUAAAAAGACACUCAGGUAGAAUUAGGGCAGUGUUCUUCUAACAAAAAUGCACCAACAGUGUUAUUGCCAAAAAUGAAAAGAACAUCCUAUGUUUGUACCAGCUGUUUUUUUUUUAAUUUUUUUUUUAAUUUAAUUUUAUUUAUUUUUUUACUUUGAGGGAGCUGAAUUAAGUGAAAGCCAAGCUUGCAUAACUUUACAGGCAUCAUUUGGCAUCAAAGUUUUCUGUACAUAACCAUGAGACACUGCCAAGUGAAAAGAUGUAUGUACCCGUGGAAAACAUAAACCACACUACAUAUUUGUAUGUCAUUCCCUUGCAAGGUUUUUUUCUUCUUUUUUUUUUUUUUUUUUUCUUUUCUGGUUCAGGUUUCAUAAAGUGCAUGCAAAGGUUUCCAAUGUGGUCAAAAUUUGCUUCUGCUGAUGAAACCUGGGAGGUGUUGUUAUAGUUCUUGAUCGAGUUUCUGUUCUUGAGGUAUCCAAAGUAACCGUCUGUUCAGUGCAUCGGUUCAAAAGAUACUUCAAAAGCUUCAGUGUCAUCAUUGGUAAAAGUUUACCCAAAAGCGAAAAUUGUCACCAUUUACUCAUUACUUUUUUCUAUAGAACACAAGUAGAUGCAUGUUAGAAAUUAUGUCAGUCUCUGUCUCCAUUCAUUUUCAUUGCAGCUUUUUUUUUUUCAUACAGUGAAAGUGAACGGUGACAGACUAACAUGCGUCCUUUCAUUUCAUGUUCCACAGUGGAAAAAAGUCAUAUGUGUUUGGAACAAUGAUGACAGUUUUCAUUUUUGGGUGAACUUUCCCUUUAAACUUUGUGCUGAAACACAAGUUCACUGAGAUACAAGGUUUUUAAAUUUUGCUUCAUCUUCUCUAAUUCCGUUUGGAUUCCACUUAAAAGCAGCUUUGUGCAAUGUAGAGAAAUCUGCAAUGAUAAUUUGCUUAUUUCUUGGCUUUUUAGAUGUGCAUCUCUUUGUGGCUUCUCGAGUUUUUAUUUUAGUUAUCUUAAUAUUGUCUAUAAACAGUUCAUAUAGAGCAUGGAUAAUAGAGCAUGGAUAAUUUUUUUUAUCCAAGGGAUUUGCUUAAGGAGUUACUGAUGUAGGCAUAAUUUAUAACAAUCUGUUAAUUAAUUACAUUAAUUUAAUUAUGAAAUACCUCUGUGAAAAUGAUGCAAUGUUCCGGUAUCCCUAUCUCCUUAUCUGUCAGUCAUGACCCGUUGUACACCCUGUCAACAGAACUGUACCAGGGCUUUGUUCAACACUAAACUCCACGGGUCAGAUGCACAUAUAGAGGUUCUAUGCACAGAAUGCUAAUAGAACUAAGUUUAUAUUUUGGGGGGUUGCACACUAGCUUAAUUCAAAUAAGCACUUACUACCCUACAAAUGAUAUAAUUGCAAUAUAAAUUAUUUACAUCAAUCUUAAAAUAUAUCAUUCAGCUCCCCUUAUCUAGUAUAUAAAGCAAUGAGAGCACGUACAGGUGGGAGAACAGUAUAGAUUAAAUGAUAUGUUUGAUUGUGGAACCUGUACCAAGAAAAUGCAUUGUUGGUGUAUUCAAAUUUCAUGUGUUUUAUUGACGUGUGAAUGAGGUUUCUUGUCCUGUCCUGACAAUUUAAUACUGUUUUUGCGUGUGGAUGCAUAUGUGUUUGUGUGCAUGUGUAUCUGUCUUCAUCCAUACGCUCGAUUAUAUGCAAAGUUAAUAUUGCAAACUUUUCAAGUUCAGGGUGCCUGUGUUAAGUGAUAUAUUAAACGGAAUCACAUCAGAACACGAAUAACUCUUGCUUUUCCUUUACCCUUCCACACCCCCCAAUCUCCCCCAACAAUCUUCAGUUGUGCCAUGUUUUGACUGUUAAAAGUUUGAAUUAAUAUUUCAUUUUUAUGUUGAUCUCUCUGAAUUUCCAACAGUGGACAUGAAGAGGGGGUUACAUGCUGUCUCAAGAAUCUUUGUCACUGCUAAUAAACUUGUUCAAAAGCA
Molecule: messenger RNA, 6510 nt
Organism: Myxocyprinus asiaticus (Chinese sucker)
Lineage: Eukaryota; Metazoa; Chordata; Actinopteri; Cypriniformes; Catostomidae
Product: FMR1-interacting protein NUFIP2-like
Exons: 4
Coding region: 89-2047 (652 amino acids)
Cellular component (GO): cytoplasmic stress granule; nucleoplasm
Molecular function (GO): RNA binding
Source: RefSeq, a predicted model, not a curated record